AUGAAGAAAAUCUACAAUGUCUACUUUCUCUGUGGCUUUGCCACUCUUGGUGGUGGUUUGUUCGGUUUUGAUAUCUCGUCUAUGAGUGGCGUUCUGGGUACUGCAGCGUAUACCAACUAUUUCCAAGUGGGUAGCGGUCAAUAUAAGCAGGGCAGUAUCACCUGUGCGAUGCCUUUCGGCUCUCUCGUCGGUGCACUGUGCUCUAGCUUUAUUGCCGAUCGCUAUUCGCGUGUCAGGGCGAUCCAGUUCUCUUCCAUUCUGUGGAUCAUUGGCUCAAUCUUUAUGUGUGCAUCGAACGGGAUCCCUCUUUUAGUCGUCGGUCGUGUCAUCGCAGGUGGUUGCGUCGGUAUCGCAUCUGCGAUGGUCCCCGUCUAUCAGGCCGAGAUAGCACCAAAAGAAAUUCGAGGACGAGUUAUAUCACUGCAACAAUGGGCUAUCACAUGGGGUAUCUUGAUUCAAUAUUUUAUUCAAUAUGGCGCGAGCAACAUCGACGGCGGCCCAAACAACCCCACGCAGAGUACUGCUGCUUUCCGCAUUCCUUGGGGUAUUCAAAUUGUACCCGGCGUCAUUCUCUUCUUUGGCAUGUUCCUCUUCCCCAAGUCUCCCCGUUGGCUCGCCAGCAAGGACCGUUGGGAGGAAGCUCUGCAGGUGCUAUCGAAGCUACACGGUCAAGGAGACGUCAACCACCCCAAGGUCCUCGCCGAAUAUAAGGAAAUCCAGGAAGCUCUGGCGUUAGAGCGGGAGCAAUCAGCUACUGGUUUCCAGGAGCUCAUCAAGCCUCGCAUUUUCAAGCGUGUCAUCUUGGGUAUGAGCUUGCAGAUGUGGUCGCAGCUGUGUGGAAUGAACGUGAUGAUGUACUACAUUGUCUAUAUCAUGCAGAGCACAGGCGCUGGAUCGCCACUUCUAACCGCAUCAAUUCAAUACAUUCUUAACACGGCUCUGACCCUACCUGCCAUUAUCUACCUGGAUAAAUUUGGCCGACGCCCAGCAAUCUUAAUUGGAUUCUUCCUCCAGGCUAUUUUCCUUUACCUGGAGGGUGGACUGCAAGGAGGAUUUGGGGCGCCCAACCCUCAUACCGAUCCCAAGCUCGAUGCUAUUUCGUGGACGGUGGCCGACCACCCCGCCGUGGGGAAGGCGAUUAUCGCAUUGUCGUAUCUGUUCGUGUGCUCCUUCGCGACGACCAUCGGCCCGACUUCAUGGACCUAUCCCGCUGAGAUCUAUCCUGCGAAAGUCCGCGCUAAAGCAGUCUCGCUCGCUACGGCCUCGAACUGGAUUUGGAACUGUCUCCUGGCCCUCUUCGUUCCACCGUUGCUCUGGUCGAUCAAUUGGAAGAUGUACAUGAUUUUCGCUGCCUUCAACACCGCAGCCUUCAUCCACAUGUUCCUAACGGCUCCCGAAACAAAAGGUUACACGCUGGAGGAGAUGGACGAUGUCUUUGACAGUGGACUUCCAGCAUGGCGCAAGCUCGAGAGGAAGAGUCGUAUGGAAGAGCUGGAGAAAGAGAUCAUCGAAGGAAAUCUCAAGAUUACUCCUGCACACGAGGCUACUGGCGUCUCUGCUACGCAUGUGACCCCGGAGAAGCAAGUGUAA
This is a messenger RNA of Aspergillus oryzae RIB40, 1590 nucleotides long. RefSeq names its product sugar porter family MFS transporter. Gene Ontology annotation, molecular function: carbohydrate:proton symporter activity. Gene Ontology annotation, biological process: transmembrane transport; carbohydrate transport. The coding region runs from base 1 to 1590 and encodes 529 amino acids. The record is from RefSeq and is a predicted model, not a curated record. NCBI's taxonomy places the organism in Eukaryota, Fungi, Ascomycota, Eurotiomycetes, Eurotiales, Aspergillaceae. The transcript has 8 exons. Gene Ontology annotation, cellular component: membrane.